AGAUGUUGCUGCGCUCGAUUGAUUCUCGUGUCAACCGCAUCGAUCUUCGCGGACGCACGUUUCGUCUCAGAUUUGGCGGCGUAAAAGGAAGGAAAAGAAGUUUUAAAAAUCUAUACUCGGUCACACCCUUCCCAUAAAAUUGCACAUCGAUAGAGCGCGAGGCGGUGCUUCUUGCGAGGGGCAGCCACAACGCGCAGCGUCACACACCCCAGCAAAGCUGCUGCAAACCGUUUUCGAUAAUAAGGCACACGCCUUACCAAUAAUAAAAAAAGGCGUCCUUCUUCAUAUAUUGCGCUGCAACCGCACGCACAAACGGACCGUGCUGGCCUUUCCCAGCCCGUUGCAACACGUACCUCAUCAGAUCAACGUAUAUAGAUAUAUAUGCACCGCACACCUAUUCAUACAUACAGUUGCUCACACAAGAACACAAACACGAAGGAGAAAGUACGUAGGAGUCAACAGAAAACGAAGAGCAUCAAAACGCCUUCACAAAAAUCACGUCGCACACCACCUCAGAAUAUAUAUAAAGAAGAAUAAUCGAUGGCCACAAAAACGAACCACUGCGCGUAUCAUCACACAAACAAACCAAGAAGGUCUCGUUUUGCGUCUCUCAAUCGCAGCGAGCUCUUCAACUAUUAGGCAUCUCCAUUUAAUCGCCACUGCCUUCCCAUCACAACCCUCCAUACUUUUCCCACCUGCUAUCCUUACUACGUUGCAUCUCUUCGCUCCGCUGUUGUCGUUGUCCUUUACCCCUGCUGUUUUUUACGUCGUAGCAGUGCUUUGCUGUCCUGCGAGUCAUUUCCUUUACUGACCAAUUUGUUCUGCUUCUUUGUUCCUUCUUUGCGACACGGCUUCUUCUUGUUGUUGUUUCUUACUGCUGGGAAUCGUUGCUGUACUUUGAAGCGUACCACCACUCGUUUUCUUUUUUCUUUCUUUUCUCUGUUUCCCCACUCUCUUUCGGAGGGGAAAAAUGCCGCUGCUGCGCAAAUCAGCCGCCGGGACUGGGGUCGCCAACGGCACCUUCCGCCCACCCACGAUGAACGGCAGCGACGACGCGAAAACCAGCCGCAACGCGCUCAAACACAAGGCGAGUGCGCAUCCGGUGCUGCCGCCCACCUCUGCGGCGGCUGUCCCACGCUUUAUGGCGUCUCGACGGGCCGUCGAAGGCCACGGCAGCUCCUUCAAAAAACCCAGCGGCGCCACGGAGGGGGAGAAGGGUCACGGCAUGUCGGAGGGUCCAGGCAGUGUGGAGUUGCCGGGCCCCACGGUGACUUGUCUCACCUCCACCGGGGUGCGCCGCGCCGUGAUGUACCCGUCCGCACCCCCGCGCAGCGCCGUCUGCUCGGCCAAUCAACAGCUGAUCGCCCAUCGGCUGGCGCGACGCAGCGGCAUGGACUACCACCAGCCGGCUUCGGCGGUGAAGGCCAUGGAGGAGCGUGCACUGCUGGCGGCCGCCGCGGCGAGAGGCGACACCGCUGACGAGGACGGAGGCGACGCUACGAGUACGAAAGUGGCAACGGCGAAGCUGGCGAAGGUGGAGGGGACGGCGGGGGGCGUGAAGGCGGUGCCCGGAGCCGCAACAGCCACCAACGGCUGCGGGGACGCCGCGGCGGGGGGCGGCGACAACACCGAGGCGGGCGCCGCGUCAGCCGGCAGCGGCGACGUCGAGGACGACGGUUCGAUACCGGCGGCCCACGUGGUGAGUCGCUACCCCGUCAGCCCCUACGGGAAGCUGUACUUCCAGGUGGAGACCGAAGCCGCGACGCGGCACGAGUCCGUCGGCAUCAUCAUCGUGGACACGGAGGAGCUCGGCGUGAUGAUGUACGACCGCGUAGGACGGCAAUUCGGUAACCGGCCCGAGCCCGGAUACCCGCUGAAGCAGGAGGAGGUCGACAAUGCGAAGGCGGGGGUGACGCUGAAGGUCGGGGCGAAGUCCGUCCUGCUGGUCACCGCGCUGACCGAAGAGGCCUUUCGCAGCGGGGAGUUCUUCCUGCGCUCCGAGCACGACCUUCGUGUGAAGGAGGACAAGGCGAAGGCGAAGGCCGACGCGGCGGCGGCCGAGGAGGCGAAGUCACGCAAGCCGAAAAUGAGCUUCGGCAACUCCCUCGGCGGCAGCAACGCCUUCGCCGCCAUUCUCUUCCGCCGUCGGCCGCAGGAGGGUCAGACGGGCUUUGUGGUGCCCGUUGCGGGGCGCCCCAAGGUGGGGAAGAACGGCAUCAUCAUGAACGAACUGUGUCCCCUGCACGACCCUGACCGCGAGAAGGCGGUGGUGCUCUUCCGUGCCGACUACAAGCGCGACCUGCUGGGUCGUCGGCAGGUAUCAGUGGUGGUCGACCCGAUCAUCGGCGACAAGCUGCGCCCGCACCAGGUCAUCGGUGUGAAGUUUCUCUUCGACUGCAUUACAGGGGAACGCAUGCCCGGCUACCACGGUGCGAUCCUGGCGGAUGAGAUGGGUCUCGGCAAGACGAUUCAGACCGUGGCGACCAUCUACACAUGCCUGAAGCAGGGCAAGCAUGGGCAGCCCACUGCCCGCAAGUGCCUUGUCGUGACGCCGUCGUCGCUGGUGAAGAAUUGGUGCAACGAGUUCGAUAAGUGGCUGGGCGAGGGCGCGGUGAAGCACUUUGCGAUCUCCGAGUCGACCCCGAAGGGCGACCGCAUCAUCUCCCGCUUCGACGGCGACGGCGACGUGCUGGUCAUCUCAUACGAUCAGCUGCGCAAGUACGUAACUCGCAUUUCGGGUCUGCGCUCCAUUGAGCUGGUGGUGUGCGACGAGGGCCACCGCCUGAAGAACGCGGAGGUGAAGACGACGAAGGCGGUGGACAUGCUGCCGACGCGAAAUCGGAUUAUCCUGUCUGGCACGCCGAUCCAAAACGACUUGUCGGAGUUCCACGCGAUGGUCGGCUUUGUGAACCCCGGCAUUUUGGGCAACCGCGACCUCUUCGCCCGCGUCUUUGAAGAGCCCGUUUCGCUCGGUCGCGAUCCUGGCUGUCCGGACCACCUGAAGUCCCUCGGGCGUGACCGUGCGCACUACCUGUCCACCCUCACCCAACGCUUCAUCCUGCGUCGCACGCAGUCGAUCAACGAGUCCUACCUCCCACCGAAAGUCGACGUCACCGUCUUUGUGCGGCUCGGCGCGCAGCAGAUGCAGGCGUACGAGAAGCUGGCGGCGAUGGUGGAGACGGCUGAGUGCACCCCACUGGUGUUGAUCUCCGCCUUGCGGAAGCUGUGCAACCACAUGGAUCUCUUCUACGACGCGGUGCGGCUCUCCCAUCAAAUCGGCGUCGGCGGAGGGGGGAAGGGCGCGCAGGAGGUGGAGCAGCCAGGGAAGCGUCGUGGCCGUGCGCCGGGCAGCUCUCCUGGCAUCCCGUACGCUGUCCUGCCAAAGGGCUUUAAGCCGGGCAGCCUGAGCAUGGACUGCGGCAGCAAGAUCCACUUUGUGUCCCUCGUUCUGGAUGAAAUUCGCGCCAACGGCGAACACGACAAGUUGGUGAUUGUCUCGAACUUCACUCAAACGCUGGACAUCAUCGCGGCCCUCUGCACUGCGAAGCAGAUCGCGUACUUCCAGCUGGACGGCAGCACCCCCAUCAAGAAGCGCCAGCAGCUGGUGGACUACUUUAACGUGCCGGGCUCGCAGGAGAUCGUCUUCCUGCUGUCGUCGAAGGCCGGCGGCGUUGGCCUCAACUUGAUAGGUGCGAAUCGGCUCAUCCUCUUCGACCCCGACUGGAACCCCGCGAACGACGCGCAGGCGAUGGGUCGUGUCUGGCGUGACGGGCAGCAGAAGCGCGUCUUCAUCUACCGCCUCCUCAGCACCGGCACCAUCGAGGAGAAGAUCUACCAGCGUCAGGUCAGCAAGCAGGGUCUGUCGGCGAACGUGGUGGACAUGCAAGAAGACUCGAAGCAGCACUUCACCCUAGAGGAGCUGAAGUCGCUCUUCAAGUACAAGUCCGACACGCUGUGCGACACGCAUGACUUGCUGGGCUGCACCACGUGUGAGGCGGCAGCGGCGGCGCUGCAGGCGGCGAGCGGCAGUCGUGGUAGCCGCGGCGGCAAAGCGGCUGAGCCACCGCAAAUGCGGUUCCGCAAGGUGGGUCAGGCACCCAAGAAGAGCGGGCCCCGCAUGGACGAACUCAAGGCGUGGCGCCACCUCAGCGACGUGGCGAAGUUUAACCUCGAUAAGGUUACCCGCGUCGUGGCGGCCCACGCGCCGUCCCUGCUGUCUUUUCUCUUCGCGGAUGAGCGCGACAACACCAAGACCGCCGGCCCCGUCGUGUCGACCCGGGUUAAAGUGGACAAGCCUGCCUUUGAGGAGGAUGCGGAGGCGAUCACGUGUGCCAGUCAAGCCGCCAUGCAGCAGCAGGAGAGUGAGAUGGAGAUUGAGGUCAUCGACGAUGACGAUGACGAAGAGGAUGAAGCGUCGUCGUCAGACGAGGAAGAGGAGUAG
Molecule: messenger RNA, 4441 nt
Organism: Leptomonas pyrrhocoris
Lineage: Eukaryota; Euglenozoa; Kinetoplastea; Trypanosomatida; Trypanosomatidae
Product: putative DNA repair and recombination protein RAD54
Exons: 1
Coding region: 971-4441 (1156 amino acids)
Biological process (GO): double-strand break repair via synthesis-dependent strand annealing; reciprocal meiotic recombination
Cellular component (GO): nucleus
Molecular function (GO): ATP binding; ATP-dependent chromatin remodeler activity; DNA translocase activity
Source: RefSeq, a predicted model, not a curated record